Messenger RNA from Pyrgilauda ruficollis (rufous-necked snowfinch), 1791 nucleotides. It is a transcript of the gene ETFBKMT, whose product is annotated as electron transfer flavoprotein subunit beta lysine methyltransferase. Gene Ontology annotation, biological process: peptidyl-lysine trimethylation. Gene Ontology annotation, molecular function: protein-lysine N-methyltransferase activity. The transcript has 4 exons. NCBI's taxonomy places the organism in Eukaryota, Metazoa, Chordata, Aves, Passeriformes, Passeridae. Bases 259 to 1068 code for a protein of 269 amino acids. The record is from RefSeq and is a predicted model, not a curated record. Gene Ontology annotation, cellular component: mitochondrial matrix.
CCUUCCCCGGCCGGGAGCUGCCCGUGCUCCCGAGGCCUGCGGCCGCUUUGCCGGGCGAACGGCGAGGGCGGCGCGGAGCGCUCGGCCCGCGGCGCGGGCGGCGAUUGCCUCCCUCGCAGGAGCGGGCGUGGGAAUUGUCAUCUAUCACUAUGAAAAACAACAUCCUGUGAGUUAGUUUCAAGCUUUGUGCCUCAUCAGUUUCUUCGGAUAAGCUGUGCUCCAAGCUCUCCUGAGGAAAGCUGGUGUCCUUGGGGAAGCAUGGCCUUGUGUGGUUGGAAGUGGCUCCUCCUCUUGGGCAGGCAGAACACCCUUGCCAGGGUGUGGAGAAGCAGGAGGGGCUCUCUGUGCUGGCAGCGCUGCUGCCACUGGAGCGCAGGCAAGUCUCUGGACCCCGAGGUGAGAGCGUUUUUGGAGGAGAACACCGAGGUCACCAACAGCGGGCACCUCACGCCAGAGAUCCGGCUGCGCCUCCUCACCCCCCGCUGCAGGUUCUGGAGAGAAAAACCUGACCUGUGGCCUUAUGGGGACCCGUUCUGGGCAAUUUACUGGCCAGGAGGCCAAGCCCUCUCCAGGUAUAUUUUAGAUAAUCCACGUGUGGUUAAAGGGCGAUCGGUUCUGGAUCUUGGAAGUGGAUGUGGAGCAACAGCAAUAGCUGCUGUGAUGAGCGGUGCAUCCCAAGUCCUUGCCAAUGACAUUGACCCUAUUGCAGGAAUGGCAAUGAUCUUGAACUGUGAACUGAACCACCUGAAUCCCUUCCCCAUCACCAUUAAGAACAUCAUUAAUUCAGAGGCUGGCAACUGGGAUCUCAUAGUUCUAGGAGAUAUGUUUUAUGAUGAACAACUUGCUGAUGGUCUGCAUCACUGGCUGCAGAAGUGCAUCAGGAUUCACCAGACUGAAGUGCUGAUUGGUGACCCUGGCAGGCAUCAGUUUUUAAGCCACAGCAUUCGCAGUCAGCUGCACAAAGUUAUAGAAUAUUCACUGCCUGAGUCUACGAGACAAGAAAACUACGGGCUAACAUCAAGCAUUGUCUGGAGUUAUCAGCCCUCAAACAGCUUAGAUGAUUCUUGAAGCUGUCUUUCUAUGGGAUUUUGUCUCUCUUGAUUGGCUUUCUGCAGGUAUAUAACAUGAAAAUGGGAAUUAAACAGGGAACAUUAUCUGUUAAAGUAAAACAGCUUACUGUACCUUCACUGGACUGAUUUCAAUCAUACUCAACUGAGGCUUUUGCUCAAUUUGAUGUAAAAGCUACAUGCAAACUGUAUUCAAAGGGGCCUGCACUGAAGUGCACAUCUACAGACAACUUACGUGUAGGAGUUUGCAUGCUUGAUGUUUCCCAUGUGUAUUUGUGUCUUGCUGACAUUACUGUGAAAUAUUUUGGAUGUCCAGCAUACUGCUGUGGGGAGAGGGUUCUGACUGAAGGACUACUGCACUGUUUCCACAGGCUUCUGCAGCUUAUUUAUAGAAAAUUUGUAAAUACAGAAAAUUAUUGCUGUCCUCCAUAAAAUUCUCCACUAGAUUUUUAGCUCAUAAUAUGCUCAACUUGAAGUGCCUUGCUCUUUUUCUGGCUAUCUCUUCUGAAUGUUAAAGUAAUUAAUUUAAAUCUCCCCCUUUCCCUCUGUAAUAAAAAUUUCCUCUUCCUUGAAACUGACAGAGUGAUUAUGUAGGAGUUGUGCCCAAAUCUAAACUCUGCUUCUUGACUGCCAGCCAGUGUAAAAGCUUUAAUAAAUGGAAAAUUAAUAAACAGUACCAGCUACGGGGUAACUUCAUUCCCUUGAGAGUAGGGUCAAAUGAUCU